Molecule: messenger RNA, 327 nt
Organism: Teleopsis dalmanni
Lineage: Eukaryota; Metazoa; Arthropoda; Insecta; Diptera; Diopsidae
Product: BRCA1-associated RING domain protein 1-like
Exons: 1
Coding region: 1-327 (108 amino acids)
Molecular function (GO): protein binding
Source: RefSeq, a predicted model, not a curated record
AUGAAGGAUGAAUCUUUGGAAGUUUUACAAAUGAAUCUAACACUUGCACAACUGAGUGACUUAGAAGAAAAUGAUAUGGGUUUAAUCCACAGGGCAGUAGACCACAAUGCAUUUAAAAUUUUACAUUUCUUACUCAAUUGGGGUGCUAAUGUAGAUUUGCGUGAUGGUAAAGAACAGACUGCGUUACAUUAUGCUAGUUGUGGUCACGUUGAUUGUGUACGUCCCUUACUAUCAUUUAAUGCAAAUAGUAAACUUAUUAAUACAAUUGAUCAAACGUGUUGGAAUGUUACUGACAAUAAUGAUAUUCGUAUGCUGUUGUCUUUAUGA